AUGUCUGCCGAAGUUGCGCCCACGCUGUCGACGCCCGAGAUCCCCAGUGUGGCCACUCCCACCCUCCCCGUGCCCGACAUCAAGAUCAUCAAACGCCAGCUCAACGGCUACGUCGGCUUCGCCAACUUACCCAAACAAUGGCACCGCAAACUGGUGCGCCGUGGGUUCUCCCUCAACCUCAUGGCUGUAGGCGAGGCCGGCCUCGGUAAGGCGACGUUGAUCAAUACUCUUUUUAACCGCGAAGUGUUGCCGGCGCUGGACUACGACGGGCCUGACUACGAUGCUGACGAAGUCGGCGUGCGCAUCAAGACGCUGUCGGCGGAGAUUGAAGAAGAGGGGGUUAAAUUAAAGGUCAACGUCAUCACCGCUCCUGGGUUUGGCGAAUCCACUAACAAUAACGACGCCUGGAAGCCCAUUGUCGAGGAAAUCAACCACCGGUUCGAUCUUUACCUUGAAGCGGAACUGAGAAUCAACCGCUCCACCAUCAACGACGAACGCAUCCACGCGUUCUUGUACUUUAUCGAGCCCACCGGCCACUCGCUCCGGCUGUUGGACAUCGCCCUCAUGAAGCAGGUCCACGAAAAGGUGAACCUUAUCCCCGUGAUCGCCAAAAGUGAUACUUUGACCGAAGAAGAGAUCGCCGAAUUCAAGUUGCGUAUCCUCGACGACUUGGAAUACCAGGGGAUCAAGACGUUCCGCCCGUCGGAACACGUUGACGAGGAUGAAGACACCACCGCCAUCACUCGCCAGAUAUAUAAGCAGUUCCCGUUUGCGGUUGUGGGGUCGACCAAGGAAGUGGAAACCCCCGACGGUCGUCGCGUGCGCGGGCGUAAGUACCCCUGGGGGGUCAUCGAGGUCGACAACGAAGAGCACAACGACUUCAUCAAGUUGCGCCAGUUAUUGAUCCGCAACUUCUUGGAAGAAUUGAAGGAACGCACCCUGAAUGUCCUCUACGAAAACUACCGUACCGAAAAGUUGCUGCGGAUGGGUAUCGACCAGGACGAAUCGGUGUUCAGAGAGUUCGACCCAUACUCUCGCCAGGAAGAAGAAAAGGCGUUGCACGAAGCCAAGUUGGCAAAGAUGGAGGCCGAAAUGAAGGCGGUGUUCCAACAAAAGGUGUCGGAAAAGGAAAAGAAGUUGCAGAGAUCCGAAGCCGAUUUGUUUGCUCGUCACAAGGAGAUGAAGGACAAGUUGGCCAAGCAAAUCAAGCUUUUCGAGGACAAAAAGGCCCAGUUGGAAAAGCAAAAGACGUUACCCCAGGACCCGACGCCCGCGGCGCCGCAAAAGCUGAGAAAGGGGUUCUUGCGCUAG
This is a messenger RNA of Diutina rugosa, 1311 nucleotides long. RefSeq names its product septin (gene CDC3). Gene Ontology annotation, biological process: cytoskeleton-dependent cytokinesis. Gene Ontology annotation, cellular component: cytosol; septin ring; microtubule cytoskeleton. The record is from RefSeq and is a predicted model, not a curated record. NCBI's taxonomy places the organism in Eukaryota, Fungi, Ascomycota, Pichiomycetes, Serinales, Debaryomycetaceae. Gene Ontology annotation, molecular function: GTP binding; molecular adaptor activity; GTPase activity. The transcript has a single exon. The coding region runs from base 1 to 1311 and encodes 436 amino acids.